GCGUGGUGAGCGUGCCGCGCUCGGUUGUUUCCUUCCCUGUCGUUCGUCCUGUCCUCUCACGGAUCGUCCAUAUCGCCACCACGGAUACAGAUUUAGCGACAUUUCACACCGAAUCGUCGUCCCUGUUCCUUGGAAUCUUUUUGUUUACUUCAAAUGGUGUAAUAUAUAAUAAAAACUCAUUGCGAGCUCGUUAAGAAUGUAACUUGAUUGUCUGGCGUUUCGAAACGAUGUCUCGGCAUCUCUGCUCGACAGUUUCAUUCGAUGUAAUUGGAGGAAAUCGUGGCACGAGGUUUGGUGGUGUGAAGAAGGAGGAAGGGAGGACAGUUUGGAGAAUCGAGAAAGAAUCGUGGAACGACGAGGUUAAGGAAAUCCAUGUCGAGGAAUCCUCGAUCGGACGAGACUCGUGGAACAAUCGUCAAUUCAACACCGUUUAACCCCAUCGCCGAGAUUUAACCGCCCGUUUUCGUCGGAGAAACGGAUCGAGAUCCCCGAGGAAAGAAGGAAAUGGAAGAGGCGGCGGAGGAGGCGGAGAAUCGAGGACGAAAACGGCGAAAAGGACGGCGAGGAGGAGGCGAAUGGAAAGAAGAAGAAGAGGCUUGAGAACGCCGGAUAAUGGCUGCCUCCCGCGGGGAUCUGGGGAUCGGCGGCGAUCGAACAACCAAGUCGCCGAUCACCGGUCGAUCUCGUCCCUCGUCCCAGAAUUCGAGCGUCGUCAGCGAACAAACAGGAAAGAUCGCCAACGAGGAGAAUAAGACGGGAAGGGUGGCCGGCGAAAUUCAAGGGCGAAACUCGACGGCCGACGAAACUCGCAAGAGCAAAUCGCUCCCCCCCGUUCGAGAUAAGGAUAGUAACAUCGGCCGGGAACCGAGAAUCGCUUUCAACGCGGGGAUCAAGGGGGCGAAAAGUUUGCCGCAAAGGGAUGACGCGUACGAGCGGCCGACCGAUCGAAAGCGGGCGAGCGUCGAUUCCGGGCAGAUUAAGAAAGCGAGGAGAGCGAAAACACGGAGGAAAGCGGAGAUGAAGCAAGGAUCGAUCUCUGCCAGGGUGAUCUACAAGCUGGUCGGCACUGCUAACAAGCAACGGCGCGAUUUUUCCCCGCGCAGAUACAGAUCGGAAAAUCACGCGAAUCUGAUCGUCGUGGACGCGAGCUGCGGAACCUCUCGAGGCAUGGAAGCGUCUCGCAAACUCGCCGAUUCUUGGAAAACGGAUGCUGGAUCUUGGAAAACGGGCAGCCCUCGUCCAGGCGAAUCUCGAUCCUCGAGCGACCCGAAAGAUCGGGUCGGCCAGACGGGAGGAGAAAAUCGCGGAGAGGAAAGCCCUCGUCGUUCUCCCUGCGGGGAGAGUUGUCCGCGUAAGUGUUGCGGGGUGGUGGAGUGCGAGGUGCGAUGGACGCACGAGGAGAAACGCGGGAGGGACGCGGACAGAAGGGAAUUGGGAAGGAAGCAGAGCGAGAGCCCGGUGCCGCCGCUGCUGUGCCGCGCCAGAUCUCUGCCACGAUUGUCGGUGCACGACAGCGGUGUCGCGUGCAGCGAGCAAUCGCCCGCCGCCGGCCACCCCCACAAUUCCAAACAGCAAUUGGCGGCCGAUCUCAGGCAACUGCACACGUUGAAGCAGCAUUAUUAUCCGGAGGGUGGAUGGGGAUGGGUCGUGCUGCUCGUAGGGAUGUUGGUACAGAUGCUGUCCCACGGUGUGCACGGGUCAAGCGGGAUCUUGUUGCGGCAUGUGGCUGACAAGUUUGGGCAACGCGUUUACUUGGAGACAGGAUGGCUAGGAGCAAUGUCGACAGGAGUGGCUCUACUAGUUUCGCCGGUAACAAUAGCGUUUUGUCGGAGAAAAAGUACAAGACUCACCGCGGUUUUGGGUGGCCUCGUUACAGCACUCGGCUGCCUUUUCACUUCUUUCGCCUCGCAGUUCCACCAAUUGUUCAUCAGCUAUGGCACCGUUGUCGGUAUAGGAGUCGGCAUGACUAGGGAUUGUAGCACUUUAAUGGUGGCGCAAUAUUUUAAGAGGAGGCGAGAACUGGUCGAGAUCUUCAUCGUGUCCGGAAGUGGCCUUGGUAUCGCUGUCAUGUCGGCUUUCAUUAAAGGAAUGAUUAGCAAGAUUGGAUGGCGCUUGGGCCUUCAAGCGGUGACCGGUGUGGUUUUCCUCACGUUCAUCUUAGGCACUUUUUAUCGAAGCGCAUCCCUGUAUCACCCGCAACGUAGAGCUAUUCUACAUCUGAAAAAUCAAAAGCGUAAGAUUAAGGAUAAGAACAAGACGGACGACGGUCCACCGUUCUUCGACUUCAGCACGCUGAAGAGCAAAACAGUGAGAAUACUGCUCGUGUCCACUGGGAUAUCUGCCUUCGGGAUCAACACUCCGAUAUUUUACCUGGCGCACCAAGCCGAAGAAGAAGGCCUUGGGGACACGGUGAUCCUGCUUCAGGCUUAUCUCGGUCUGGCCUGGACCCUCGGCUGUGUCGCCUUUGGCCUUUUGGUCGUGCAUCGCAGCGUCGAAUGCAGGAUAGCGCGUCAGUAUCUCACGCAAGCGGCGGUAUUUGUAUGCGGAUUGUGCAUUCUGGCCCUCACCGCCGUUCAAGGAAAUUAUCACGGAUAUGUGUUGUUCGCCUGGAUAUACGGCAUCUUCUGCGGCGGCUACCAUUACAGCCUGAAAAUGUACACCUACGAGAGAGUGAGAGCGAGGAAUUUCGCGAGAACGUGGGGUUUCGUUCAAUGUUCCCAAGCCAUACCAAUAGCGAUUGGAGUCCCAAUUUCAGGAUACAUGAACAUCAGUUGCGGUGGGAAAGCUGGUUACUACUUCAGCUCGACCUGUGUACUGGUGGGCAGCUUCACCCUCUUCUUCAUAGAUCUUCACAGAAGAAAUUUGUCGAGGCACAAACACGUCAGGUCUAACGGGACCAAGCACCUCUGCGUCUCAGACACUUGUCCGCAACGGAGGAAGUUGUCGUUCAGCCAGGAACCGGACAACGAUGGCCCGCACGUGGCUGCUGCCGGGGCUGCUGCAGCCGCCCUCGUGCUUGGUGCUGAGAUUGCACCGAAUCAAGGCGAAUACGUGGACGGUCUUGCCCCAGAGAAACCCGAGUUAACGUGCAUCUCUGAGGAGGGGAUCGCAGACAUGGAUCUCCCCGACAACAUGCUCGAGGACCUCGAUUACAUCGGGGAUUGUAUAACCUCGUGCAACAAGGUCGAGAACUAUCUGAUGCUGUCCGAGUUCGAGAACAAUCUGAUAGCUGAAAUACCGAUCAUCACGGAUCGCCGAGGUCGAAGGUGGUCCCUGGCUCGUUCGAAAGGUGGCCAGUCGAACCUCGAUCGUCCGUCAGCACCGCAACCUCAAAACGAGGAGACAAACGAAGCCAAGCCUAAAUGGCACGCGGCUCCUAAUGUGCCUCCUAAUAACAGGGUGAUCACCGUGAUCGACGAGGCAAGCACGUAGCUCGAUCGUAACGCGAGAUCAAACAGAUCCUUGUAGAUCGAACGAAUCCUGUGAAGAAUAUUUUAAAUCGAUUUUUCUUUCUUUCUCUCUUCCUUUCUUUCUUUCUUUUUUCUUCUUUAAAGCUAUACACUGCAAUUUUAUAUGCAACAAGCGUAGAAGAAGCAAACGUUUUUACGUAAUUUCUCAAGUGAAUGAAACACGAGCGCGAAGAAAUUGGAAAAAGUAUUUUUAUGAAUUUUAUACGUGGAUCGAAUUUUCGGAACGGUUAUGCGGAAUAGUACAAAAAAUGGAUGGAAAAGUGAAUGGAUGAGAAU
Apis mellifera (honey bee) is the source of this 3746-nucleotide messenger RNA. RefSeq names its product monocarboxylate transporter 12. Gene Ontology annotation, biological process: transmembrane transport. Gene Ontology annotation, molecular function: monocarboxylic acid transmembrane transporter activity. NCBI's taxonomy places the organism in Eukaryota, Metazoa, Arthropoda, Insecta, Hymenoptera, Apidae. The record is from RefSeq and is a predicted model, not a curated record. The coding region runs from base 613 to 3432 and encodes 939 amino acids. The transcript is spliced from 8 exons.